AUGUCAAAUGGGCUUCAUAACCAUGGGUUGCAACAUUUGGGGAAAAAAUUGAAAUCGAUUCUCACUUUCUCCGAUCUCUCUCUCGCGAGUCGCGAGUCCCUCUCCGUUCUCCGCCUCGUUUCCCCGUCUCUGGAGCCGUGUCUCUCCGUCUCGACCCUCCUCUCUCUGCUUGGACUCUCCGUCUCUCACUCUAUCUUGUCUUCGAUUCGCUUCAGCCUUCAAAGUCUCGGCUCUCUCACUCUCCUAGAUCGAAGAAGCUCUCUCGUCCCGCCUCUCACUCUCGCGUCUGAAUCGUCUCCAUCCGAAGAACCGUCUCCGGCUCCGGCUCAAGCUCUCGUCUCUCAGCUUGAGUCUCACUCUCCUGGAUCGAAGAACAUUCGACUCUUUCUUUCAGUGAUUGUAUUUAUGAUUGUGAAGCUGUAUGGAGUUUACAAGAAGAAGAAGAGUACUAGUGCUCAGAGUUCACAAGAAGCAGAAACAGAUGCUUUACCAGUUGGUUACGGUGGCUUUUAUGCGUUCUUCACUCAACAAGCAGGAACAGGGAAAUCUGCUUUGGAUGUGUAUUUAAGUGAACCUGUGCUUGAUAUGUUAGCAAAUACAAAAUUAGAUGUCAUCAAGUACUGGAAGGGAAACUCAAGCCGGUUUAAGGAGCUGUCUCAAAUGGCAUGUGAUGUUCUAUGCAUCCCAAUAACAACAGUGUCAUCUGAGUCAUCCUUUAGUGUUGGAAAUAGGGUUCUCAGCAAGUACAGGAGCCGACUUCUCCCAUCAAAUGUUGAAGCUCUGAUCUGUGCUAGAAACUGACUUCGUGGUUAUGAAGUAAUUGGUGGAUGCGAUUUGGAUGAGGAAGAUAAGGAAGACUUAGAUGAGGAAGCAGAAGAAAGUGGAAAGAAAAGGACUCGACUCAACUAAAGGAGAGGCUGAAGAUAAAGAAGAAGAGACCAUCGUUUACUUAAUGCUUUAGAUUUUUUUUCUGUGUAUGAACUUUAAUAUAUGAAAUUGUCUAUGCUUUGGAAUGUGUAAAACAUUUGAAUUGCUUAUGCUCUGAAUUUUUUUUAAGCACAAGUUAUGUUUU
This is a messenger RNA of Brassica oleracea var. oleracea, 1072 nucleotides long. RefSeq lists its product as uncharacterized. The transcript is spliced from 7 exons. Gene Ontology annotation, molecular function: protein dimerization activity. The coding region runs from base 1 to 801 and encodes 266 amino acids. The record is from RefSeq and is a predicted model, not a curated record. Lineage: Eukaryota; Viridiplantae; Streptophyta; Magnoliopsida; Brassicales; Brassicaceae.